Messenger RNA from Astyanax mexicanus (Mexican tetra), 4284 nucleotides. It is a transcript of the gene chrm1a, whose product is annotated as cholinergic receptor, muscarinic 1a. The transcript has 2 exons. Gene Ontology annotation, biological process: chemical synaptic transmission; adenylate cyclase-inhibiting G protein-coupled acetylcholine receptor signaling pathway; G protein-coupled receptor signaling pathway, coupled to cyclic nucleotide second messenger. The coding region runs from base 105 to 1544 and encodes 479 amino acids. Lineage: Eukaryota; Metazoa; Chordata; Actinopteri; Characiformes; Acestrorhamphidae. The record is from RefSeq and is a predicted model, not a curated record. Gene Ontology annotation, cellular component: dendrite; plasma membrane; synapse. Gene Ontology annotation, molecular function: G protein-coupled serotonin receptor activity; G protein-coupled acetylcholine receptor activity.
CAGGAAGAUUGUACGAUGAAAAUGCAAAGCAAUACAAGUUGCAGUGGCAGUUAUGAAGGCUAUCUGGAGUCCAGUGAAUCUAGGUAAUCUUCAGGUCUCCCGUCAUGAUGAACGCUACGACGGCGUCUUUUACUCUGUCCAAUGUUACUAAUGACACUGCAGAGCCUGCCGGGGGACCCAUCACCUGGAGGAUGGCCAUGAUCACUCUGAUAACCGUCCCGCUCUCAGUCAUCACCAUCAUAGGCAACAUCCUGGUCAUCGUCUCCUUUAGGGUUAACCCGCUCCUCAGGACGGUCAGUAACUACUUUCUGUUGAGCUUGGCUGUAGCUGACCUCAUCCUGGGCACCAUCUCGAUGAACCUCUACACCACCUACAUUCUGCUUGGCCGCUGGACGCUUGGGAAUCUGGCCUGUGACGUCUGGUUGGCCGUGGAUUACGUGGCCAGCAACGCCUCAGUUAUGAAUCUGCUGGCGAUCAGCUUUGACCGCUACUUGUCUGUCACGCGACCUCUGACCUAUCGGGCCAGUCGGACCACCAAACGAGCGGCUCUGAUGAUCAGCCUGGCGUGGGGCGUGUCCUUCAUACUCUGGGCUCCAGCCAUCUUGUUCUGGCAGCACAUAGUGGGCGAGAGGACAGUGGCAGAAGAUCAGUGUUCAAUCCAGUUCUUGUCUGAACCUGUGAUCACGUUCGGGACGGCCAUUGCUGCUUUCUACCUGCCGGUCUGUGUGAUGGUGGCCCUGUACUGGAAGGUUUACAGAGAGACAGAGAAACGCUCGCAGCAGCUGGCAGGGCUGAUGGCAUCUCGAGGAGGAGAUACCAAGAAGUCAUCACUGAGAUCCUCUGAUCAGCAGCUCCAGCCUGGGCUUGAGGGAACCGUUCAGCCGAAUCCCGAACCAAGAAGCCUCUGUCCCUCCAUCACCCACUGCACAGCUGCAUGGUGGAAGAAGAAAAGAGAGAGCUACAUCAGACCUCCCUCACACACCGCCCCCACAACCAGCCACCCACAGACUGACGCCAACGGCAGCCUCAGCAAUAAAGAUGAGGAGAAGUUCACCGCCUACAUUCCUCUAGUUCGGAUUAACAAGAGACUGGAUUCUGUGAACUGCGAUUCAGACAUGGACUCGGACGUCCAUGUGGCAGACUGUCAGUCAGAUAGCCAGCAGUCUGUAGGCUCCUGCCAGAGUGAGGACACACCGGGUUCUUCUCUUUCACAGACAAGAGCCCAGAGAAGCCGAAAGCCCCGCAGCUGGUCUCUGGUCAGAGAGAAGAAAGCGGCUCGGACCCUGAGUGCCAUACUCCUGGCCUUCAUAGUCACAUGGACGCCCUACAAUAUCAUGGUGCUGGUGUCCACCUUCUGUGAUGACUGUGUUCCUGAGGGACUGUGGCAGCUGGGGUACUGGCUCUGCUAUGUCAACAGCACGGUGAACCCUGUCUGCUAUGCACUCUGUAAUAAGCAGUUCCGGGUCACAUUUAAGGCCCUGCUGCUCUGCAGGUGGAAGGAACUGAGGAGAGGGACUAGGUGGGCUAUGUCACGGGGCAGCUAGCCUUUGGGGACAAUAUCUGUAAAGCUAUGGAGUUUUUAUUGCUAGCGUAAUAGCUAGAGAUGGCUCUGAUCUGAUUCUCAAUAUCGGUAUUGGGAGACGAUCGGAAUCAGUUUUGGGACUGUUGGACAUCGGUGGUGACAUCAGUGGAACACCAAUCUGAUUUCACAAUGAAACAGCCCUAAAUCACAGAAUAACAUGUGAUGAUAAUGCUGCUUUCAAGUGCUCAACACAGAGUUCAUGCAUGUCAGAUGAUCUGCCCAUCAAACUUGGAGAUCUGUAGAAUAUCUACUAAAACUAUCUAAAACGAUGGCAAAAAGUUUUCCACACACACUGAGAAAUAUCAAACGCAGGGCUCCUAGUGUUCCAGCGGGCUAAGUGCUGCCACUAUAAUCAGGAGAUUGUCGGUUUGAAUCCUGUUCAUGUAGCUUGCCAUCGGCCACCGGAGCCCUGAAUAAGCACAAUUGGCCUUGCUCUCUCUGGGUGGAUAGAUGGAGCUCUCUCCCCACAUCACUCCAAAGGGAGAUGUCCACAGCUCAAGACGUCUGUGAGCUGAUGUAUCAGAACUGAGUCACUGUGCUUUCCUCCGAGCGCGCUGUGAUGCUACUCGGCAAUACUGCAUCAGCCGCAGUUCAAAAAGAGGUAGUUGCUGACAUGUAUCAGAGGAGGAAUGUGCUAGUCUUCACCCUCCUGGUGUUGGGGCAUCACUAAUGCAACACUGGUGUUGGGGAGUCCUAAUGAGUAGGUUUGGUAUUUGGCCAGGUAAAUUGGGGAGAAAAUGGGAAAAAUAUAGAAAUGAAAUUAUAUAAAAAAAUAAAUAUCUAACGCAAUAAAUGCAUAUUAGUCAAUUAAACAUUGGAAUGUAUUUACAUAAAAAUAUGAUUGAGAACUUAGUUUAAAAACAUACAGAACCACUCAAAGUGAAAUUAUGAAAUAACAGAAUUUUGGGAGAAGGGCUACGCACUAACUUCUAAUCCCCCUCCCCAUAUAUAUCCUCUCAUCUCACGUCUUUGUAUGUUGAACUACAUCACUCCCGCCUCCACUCCGUCUCCUCCGUUCUAUAUAUACUUAAACCACAUGGAGGCUCCGUGCAAACUCCAUUACAAACUACUUCUGAGUUGGAAUCCCCAUGCUGCUAUAUGAUGUGGUUCUAAUCCGUAAGAGCAGCAGUCUUGUGAAAAUAACAGUAGCCACAUGUAGCCUUACAUUAAUAUUAAGCUCACAAUGGCCUUGUAAGUCCGGGCAGUAGCCUUAUUGGUGAGUACCAACACUCUUAACACCAAGGGCUCUAUUUUAGAGAUCUAUGGGUGAGCCAUCAACCGUGCAGCGUGUUGUUGGUAUUAUAAGGACGCAAAAAAUAUGCCUUGUGUGGCUCAAAAUGCGCAAAAGGCAUAAACUAAUUCUCUUAAUGAAUCAUGUGUGUAAAAGUAUCCUGGUGUACUUUGCAUCAGAGCUGUCUGAGUUCAUUUGUACUUAUUUUUACAUUUACUGUGUAAUUUAUUUGUAUAAGGGCUAUUAGUUCAUCUGCUGCUAACAUCUGCAUUGUUCCAAACCUCUUUUGGCCUUGUGGUCUGAGGUCCUUUUAAUCGGCUGGUGGCCACAGGCCUUUUUGGUUCUGUAAACAAUUAUUUCCUGAUGAUAUUCAGCUAGUUAGAUUAUUUUUUAUUUUACAGUUGGUGCCAUGUCCUUUUAAUGACUUUAGUAAGAAACAAGUGGAUAAGCAUUUCACAAACAAGAUCCCAUAAUAGGAGUUUUUUUUCUGAGAGAAAAACCCUUUGAAAACCCUUACUGUUGUUCCCUGUGGUAAACAAUGAUGCUCCACAUAUGAUUUUGCUGCACAUGUAUUUUCUUGCCUGAAUGUCAGUGGAGCAUCUGAAUGAUUACUUUUUUUACCACAUAAAACCUACUGUUAAAUUUGGAUACUCCAACUGUAGCUACAAUAGCUAAAGCUACUCAGCACUUGACCUAGCUUUUAAAGUAUUUUAGUGAGGCUGCCGGAUUUAUACUGGCAGUUCAGUGGCCAGCACUGUUAGCAUGCAUGUUAGCAACAUUUGUAUUUUCAUUUUUCAUAAACGUGCUUGUAGUUAAAAACUGCUACUAAAGAAGUUUGUUCAUUAAAACACAAGAGGAAGCUGCAGUUAUGUAAGUUGUGUGCAGAUAACUGAUUAACGAUUUUAAAGGGUAAAACAUGAUAAGUGCUUAACAUGCUACUUACUGGUCUUGUGCGAGGAACCGCAACUGUAAAUAAGACGGCCUCCGACUGAACAGACAUUCCUAUAAAGACUUUAGAACCAGUCCAUUUCACAGACUUCUUUACUGACUCAUAUAUCAGCUUCUAUCAGGACCAGUUUGGGUCUUUGCUUCAAAAGAAGAGAUUUUUACUCAAACACAAAUGAGUUUGAACAGUGUCCAUUGUCUGGAUAGCUUAAAUUAGUUAAAAACAUUAAGCUGUAUUUAAGCAUCUGAUCAACAGCACUUAAACAAGAGGGGGGUUAAAGACCCUGGACCUGGUCAUAUGUCCUAAAAGGACUAAUUUAUAUUUUUUUUAACACUACUUUGAGUCAUUUUGAGAUAUGUUUUUUUUUCUAUAUUUACAGGUUUUUCAUAGUGUAUUUCUAAAUUAAUAGCAGUAACAUUUGGUGUUUUAAAAAUGUAAAACUAUUAAUACUUUGAUGUGUUACAUGUAUAUUUAUUGAGAAAUGGGCGAUACUAUUAAAAAAAAAAAGAAAAAAAAAAAAGACAA